Messenger RNA from Hyalella azteca, 3862 nucleotides. RefSeq names its product angiopoietin-related protein 2-like. Bases 33 to 1772 code for a protein of 579 amino acids. The transcript has 5 exons. The record is from RefSeq and is a predicted model, not a curated record. Lineage: Eukaryota; Metazoa; Arthropoda; Malacostraca; Amphipoda; Hyalellidae.
GUGUGGAAGUGAGAGGGUGUGUCUCUGCAGUUAUGGCGUCUUCUUCUGGGUUACGCUCGAGUCACACAGCGAUUUGGCUCAUCAUCGCCGCGUUCGGAGCCAUCGUGGCUGCCGAGGAGAUUAGAGUAGCCGAACUAAUAGCUUCCAAAGCUCCGGCUGAGCCGUUGGCACUAACGUCGGCUCGUCGAAGCUCAAAAGAUACAGCUGCUGGAAACUCGGAGUUCAUACAGAAUGAUAAGAAAAAAUCUUCAUCCGAUAACGAAGUGUUUGAUGGAUCAACAAAGGGACAGCUCAACUUGGUGCUUGCAGAACUGCGUGAAGUUAGGUCGGAAAUUCGGGAAGCACGCCAGGAGCACGGUCGUUUGGCGAGCGGCAUCUCUGAGAUUAGUGGUCAAGUACGAACUAUCAGCGAACGCAAAGACCAGAUAAAGAAAAAGAUCAGGAAGCUCACAAAAAGCUUGUCAAAGAAAGACCAUCACCGUAAGGUAAAGAGUGGUCUUCGCGCUCUACAGCAAGACCAUGAACGCAUCCUUCAGGCCAUGUCAAAAGCCAAAAUCCUGAACCGGGUCUCGCCUCGGCGCAACAAUAGGACUAAUCAAGCAAAUCCGGACGGCACGCACGCCGGGAAAAGGUCCAGAAUGGAAACUAAUGAAGUCGGACUCGGGGAAGAAUCCGAUAACGUAAGCGAAGAAGAAGUAGUCAAGCCUCAGAAAGAGCACAAGAACAAGAAACGGGGCAGGGGUAAUCAUAACCACCAAGAAGAAAUCGAAGAAGUUACCCGGGAGAGUUUGCCUGUCGUCUUAUCUUUCGAGAUCGAACGUAAAUCCACAACGACCACAGAGCCAAUCGAAAUAACUACUCCAGAAUUGCGAAGUUUAGUUGAAGACGCAAUCACUCCGAUACCAUCGCAGGCUCCAUCAACAACCACCACCACCACAACCACACCUGGUACCACUUCUGCCACAAGUACCACAUCAACUUCAACCACAACCUCACCUCCAACUAUGGCAGCUACUACCACAACCACGUCCAUCACGGUACCACCUGAGUCGACUGAAGAGCCCCUACCAACGAAUUGUUAUGAAGUUCUACAGCACGGCAACUGGACCAGCGGUAUAUACACCAUCCAGCCCAACAACAUGAAACCGAUUCAGGUGUGGUGCGACCAGCGCACGGACGGCGGCGGCUGGACCAUCAUCGUGGCCCGCAAGCCUCAGGACAAGCAGGAGGACUUCGCUAGGAAGUGGCAGGACUACAAGAACGGCUUCGGCGACCCCAGCAUGGAGCACUGGAUUGGACUUGAAGCGAUGCACCAGAUGACGGAGGCUAAGAAGCACGAGCUGAGAGUGAACAUCACGGACUGGGAGGACGAGGAGUUCCAGGCGCAGUGGAAAGAGUUUGCGGUGGGCAGCGAGGAACGUUCGUACGUACUGACCAUCGGGCGCUACGCCAGCAGCAGCACUGCCGGCGACGCUCUCAAGUGGCACAAUAGCAUGAAGUUCUCUACCGUCGACAACGAUAACGACGCGCUCAUGGGCGGUCACUGCGCACGCAACAACCAAGGCGGCUGGUGGUACCGCGGCUACCGUGGUUGCUACCAGGCCCACCCAACAGGCCUUUACCAGCGCCUGGAUCAGCCCAGCCUGACAACCACAGAAGCCUCCAAGACUCGCAGCCCAGAGCUCGGCCCCUACCUCUACUGGGUGAACUGGCGCAACAGCGACCUAUUCCCCAAGACGAUGUUCCUCAUGAUCAGGCCCAGCCUCAACUAAACUCAACUCCCCGUACCGUCAUCAGCCAACCAUCAGAUCAGGCAGGCGCUGGACCAAUUCUUGGACAUAUUCAUCACAAAAGUUACUUACAAGUACGAUUGUUGUCAGCUAAUCAGGUCAUGUUUCACGUUAAACAAUACAAACGACUCGUUCGAAAGUUCAAAUUUGCAAUCGCCAGCUUCCCAGAUCAACGAUACUUCAUAGAAGUUUGUGGCACAGGGUUGAGGGCGAAAUCUACGCAAACCCGACAGGCGUGCCAUGCAGACUAACGGAAUGAAUAGCGUUUAGCACCAAAGAAACUUCUAACACUCGGGUAAAUGAGCCAUUGCCGCUGGUAUCUCGAUCGCAAGUGUAGAAACAUUGGUCUUGUUCACAAUUAGUCAGCCUAUUCGAGACAUCUUUAGUAACGAUUUCCUCGUGCCAAAACUAGCACUACGAAUAAUCACAGUAUCGAGAAGAAACCAAUAUACGGACUCUAACUUUACGUCGCGAAUAACUAUGCCUCAUAUUGCUACUUAUCCAAUUAAUAUCCUAUAUCCACGUACUGAGGAUCCUUCAGCACUUUGACAGUUACCUCAUCGAGUCUCUCACCAAGUGAAGUAGUCCGUAGAAUUAAUUUGCGAUUAUUUUAGGGUAGUAAAGUUCUUUUCAGGUAGUCAACGUUGAUGAGUUAGGAUUGUGCUUGAGGAUUAUAUAAGGGAGGACCGUACAAGCGAAUUCAACUUUGACUGGUCACCACGUACUCAAUCAUUCUAAGUUCGACAACUCUCAUCACGUUCAAAACCAGUAAUAAAUGUGCAUUUCUCGUAGCUUCUCGCCAAGCGGUAGAGAUAUUUUUGAAAUUUUCAUGUACGGCAAUUGGUUCAACUAAGUUCGCAGAACCCCAGUACCCAACAAAAACUACAGAUACUAUAAACCGUAGAAUGCGUCUUCAGGCACAGAGGUCAGAAAGUAACAAUAGACUUUUGGUCAUAGUAAUUUUUGACCAUUUAUUGACAAGCAAAGAUGAGCAUAUAACUGGCGCAUAAGUGAACGCUCACCCGGGGAACUGAAUGACAUUGUUCGUUUGUUAGUGAAGGAACUGUUCUUUAUUCAACGUAGUGCAAUUCCCUCCUAGCAUUUCUUCGGUGUUCGAUAGCCUAGCUUUGACAAGUUACUUUAAUCAUUACUUAAAUAAUAUUAUUACUCUAGAAACUCGUCCUUUUCACUUCUUCGUUUGAGAAGUACUUGUCAUUUUGUCGGUAAUCACCUUCAAUAAUAAGGUAUUCUAAAAGCCAUGUUUAAAAGUCGUCAAGACUUCAUACAAGUUAAACACAUGUGGUUUGAAAAACUUCAUGCAUAGUAACUACUUAGUUUUAAUCAACAACCAAAAUGAAAUCAACUUUACCUGGUUUUCUGUUAUUAAAAUGACAAUCAACUGCAAUGAAGCACCUCAAAUGAUAAUGCUCUCUCUUUUGCCAAACUCAUGGAAAAAUGUGUGAUUAUCGAUUCGAAAAUUACACCUUUUUAAAUUCCAGAAGCCUGUCUGGCAGAUUCAAUUAAAAUGAUCUUCUGAUUCACAACGAAAAACAGAAAAAUUAGUUCAAAUUACCACCAAUCUCGCCGAGGGUCAAGAUAGGUAGUAUGCUAGACUGGUCUCAAUUGCAACAUUUUCUGACCGGUUAUAACAGGAAUCAAUGUAAAAUGUUUCUUUACAAAAAGUUCACCCAUAACUCCCAUACGGUAACACAUUUGUAGCAUAUACGGAAAUUAUUAGAAACCUUUAUUAAGUUUCAAAAUCAGGCCUAAUUCAGAGAUCUUAAAAACAACAUUAGAAUUUUUAAUUUACCUACAAAUUCAUCAAAGUUAAUUACUGAACUGGUCCAUUUACACAACGAAUGGCUGAUCGGUAGCAGUAUAAUAGCCUAAUUAAAAGCCAAAUUAAUAUGGUUUCACGUGACUUGCAAUUCUGGAAUUUGUUCCCCAAGCAGUUAAAUUAGCGUAUGAAAGUUUGAUAAAUAUGACACUCUGAACAUUGCCGUCAUGCGACCGUAAUCUAUUCCAGUAACUGUAGUGUUUAAUCAUAUAGCUGUCUUGUGAAUAAAAUUUAU